Molecule: messenger RNA, 628 nt
Organism: Scleropages formosus (Asian bonytongue)
Lineage: Eukaryota; Metazoa; Chordata; Actinopteri; Osteoglossiformes; Osteoglossidae
Product: tumor necrosis factor receptor superfamily member 27-like
Exons: 6
Coding region: 86-628 (180 amino acids)
Biological process (GO): positive regulation of JNK cascade; positive regulation of canonical NF-kappaB signal transduction
Cellular component (GO): plasma membrane
Molecular function (GO): protein binding; signaling receptor activity
Source: RefSeq, a predicted model, not a curated record
GUGUCCGGCAGGUAUUGUCCUGGGUACCACUGAAGGAUCAAGUCACUACUCCUGCUGUAGAGCCCUUGACCAAGGCUGUUGGUCCAUGGGUCCAGGUGCAUUUUCUCUUCUCCUCAUGUUGCGCUAUGCGCAGAGUGCGAUUGACCUCAGUUGCACCCAGGACCAGUUCCUCCAUGUCAAUGGUAGCUGUGUGGACUGCCCCACCUGUGGACCGGGCCAGCAGCUCUCAGAGGAUUGUGGCUAUGGCGACGGGGGAGGGGGCCACUGCGAGCCAUGUGGGGAGGCGGAGUUCAGCGCGGAGACGGGGUUGGCACCCUGCUGGCAGUGCACCCAGUGUGCCCUGCUGAACCGUGAGGAGAGGGCAUCCUGCACCCCCACCAGCAACGCGGAAUGCGGCGGCUGCCUGAAGGGGUUCUAUGAGCUCAAGAGGAAGAACGGGGUGAUCGAGCCUCUGUGCAUGCCCUGCCUCGGCCCCUCUGGGGGACUCCGAAGGGACUGCCUACCCCCUGGACCCAGUGCAGGACUGGCUCCGACCAUUUCCAGAACAAGGCCAAAGGAAGAUUCUAGAAGUAUGCAGUCUCAUAUUUACACUCUAAACUUGUAUAAUUCAGAAGCAUCGUGUUUAUAA